This is a messenger RNA of Solanum tuberosum (potato), 744 nucleotides long. RefSeq lists its product as uncharacterized. Gene Ontology annotation, biological process: DNA integration. The transcript is spliced from 2 exons. The record is from RefSeq and is a predicted model, not a curated record. The coding region runs from base 1 to 744 and encodes 247 amino acids. Lineage: Eukaryota; Viridiplantae; Streptophyta; Magnoliopsida; Solanales; Solanaceae. Gene Ontology annotation, molecular function: nucleic acid binding.
AUGUAUGUCAUUGGUCCAAUAGAGCCAGCCGCCUCUAACGGACACAGAUUCAUUUUGGUUGCCAUUGACUACUUUACCAAGUGUGUGGAAGCAGUUUCGUAUAAGUCGGUGACUAAGAAGGUUGUAGCUGAUUUUGUUCGCAACAAUUUAAUAUGUAGGUUUGGAGUGCCAGAAUCCAUCAUUACCGAUAAUGGAGCGAAUCUCAACAGUCAUUUGAUGAGAGAAAUAUGCGAACAAUUCAAGAUUACCCACCGAAAUUCAACCACUUAUCGUCCCCAAAUGAAUGGAGCCGUAGAAGUUGCCAACAAGAACAUAAAGAAGAUUUUGAGGAAAAUGAUUGAUAAUCGCAGCGUUAUACCUGCAGAAGUUGAAAUACCUUCAUUGAGAAUCAUCCAACUAGCUGAAUUGAACGAUGUUGAAUGGGUUCGCAAGCCGAUCGAUCAGUUAACCUUGAUUGAUGAGAAGAGAAUGGUUGUUGUUUGUCAUUGUCAACUGUAUCGACAAAGAAUGAUCCGUGUUUUCCACAAGAAAGUAAGAGCCAGGAUAUUUGAAAUUGGUCAGUUGGUUCUCAAAUGCAUUUUUCCUCAUCAAGUCGAGUACAAAGGGAAAUUUGCACCAAAUUGGCAAGGACCCUACAUGGUUCGCAAAGUGUUAUCCGGAGGUGCCUUAGUCUUUUCGGAGAUGGAUGGCACCGAAUGGCCGAAACCGAUCAACUCAGAUGUUGUCAAGAGAUACUAUAUCUAA